Molecule: messenger RNA, 711 nt
Organism: Symbiodinium natans
Lineage: Eukaryota; Dinophyceae; Suessiales; Symbiodiniaceae
Source: the annotation of a GenBank genome assembly
AUGGCGUGGCUUCUGCGGCAGGACGUGUCCGCGUCGAGCUUUCCUUUUCUGAUUCAGCCGCCCCCGUUUUGCGAUUCGGCGCUGCGCAGUUUCCGAUUCGGCCUCUGGGCCUUCUGCGUCUGGAACGAGACUGGCGGGAACCUCCGCAUCGGCUGGUCCACCGCCGGGGCCAAGCUCGCCCUGGGCACGGAUCGCUUCUCCUGGGGCUUCGGCGGCACAGCCACGAAGUCCCACGCAGGGAACUUCGAAAAGUUCGGGCAAACCUUCGGCAAGGACGACGCCAUCACCUGCUGUUUGGAUCUCGAGAGGCGGGCGAUACUGUACUUCAAGAACGGCCGCGAGAUUCCUGGCGAUUGCUUCACCUUCGGGAAGGAGCUGUCGGGUGAGCCUCUCUUUCCCCAUGUUUACACCAAGGAAGCCACCUUCUCGAUCUCCUUCGACGGGAGCGGGGGCGCGCCACCACUGUCUGGUGGUUUCAAGUGGAUCGCCGAAGCUGGCAACUUGGUCCCCCACCACACCCGCGUGGCGGGGGCCGGUCCCGACCCUGCGGCUGCUGAGGAGUCCGGAGAUGGACCCAAGUUCGUGCUGACGCCGUAUGGCUGGAGGACAGUGGAGCAGGCGGGCGGCAUUACGCAGGAGUGGAGAACGUCCCUGGACGCCUACGUCAGGUUAGUGAGAGUGUUCCAGGAGUCUGUAGUGCUUUACGCCUGA